UGCAAAGGGACAGGGGCAGGCUGGACUCCUAGCUGAGGGGCACGGGAGGGGCACGCUGGGGGUGCUCGGAGGACACAGCCUCAUUUCUCUGGAUGGAGGACACCCUGCUCCCCUUGUCCCCACAUCCCAGUAGGUGUCUCCCUGGGGUGGGGAGUGAUGGGGAGCCCCCUACCCAGAACACUCCAGGGGGGUAAGAGCACCAGAUAACGGGCUCCUGGGCCUGGGAGUCAGGACAGAGGGAACAUUGUUGGGGUGGAGGCAGGGCUGCCUUGGCCCCGGCCACUAUUGACAAAGCUGCCAGCUGUGGCUGAGCCCGGCCGUCAGGCCCUCGCCCCCGGCCGCCCUCCUCCCCCGGGCCUGGCAGGAAUGGGGCCGAGUCUCUGCCUCCCUCCCACUCGGGACAAUGCCCCCCACAGCCAUCUUGUGCCUGGCACCACUGCCCUGAGGCAGCUGAACUGAUGAGAUGUGCCUUCCAUGGUCCCGUGCUACUUGGAAGACCCCUCGGCUGCACAGUUUCAUAGUGGCCCCCGUGAUGGCCCUCCGGCCUCCCUUUUGUCUCCACCUCCUGCUGCUGCUGCUGCCGCCGCCACCACUGCCUCUAACCGGGGCUCACCGAUUCUCUGCACCCAACACCACCUUCAAUCACUUGGCGCUUGCGCCAGGCCCGGGCUCCCUCUAUGUGGGUGCUGUGAACCGCCUCUUCCAGCUCAGCCCUGAACUGCAGCUGGAGGCCAUGGCUGUCACCGGCCCUGUCCUCGACAGCCCCGACUGCGUGCCCUUCCGAGACCCGGCCGAGUGCCCACAGGCCCGGCUCACUGACAAUGCCAACCAGCUACUGCUGGUGAGCAGCCGGGCCCAGGAGUUGGUGGCCUGUGGGCAGGUGCGGCAGGGCGUGUGCGAGAAGCGGCGCCUGGGGGAUGUGGCUGAGCUGCUGUACCAGGCCGAGGACCCUGGUGACGGACAAUUUGUGGCCGCCAAUGCUCCCGGAGUGGCCACAGUGGGCCUGGUGGUGCCCGUGCCAGGGCGAGACCUUCUGCUAGUGGCCAGGGGCCUGGCGGGCAAGCUGUCGGGCGGGGUCCCUCCGCUGACCGUGCGCCAGCUGGCUGGGCCCCAGCCCUUCUCCAGCGAAGGCUUGGGCCGCCUCGUGGUGGGCGACUUCUCUGACUACAACAAUAGUUAUGUGGGUGCCUUUGCUGAUGCCCGGUCUGCCUACUUCGUCUUCCGCCGCCGCGGGGCCCGGGCUCAGGCUGAGUACCGCUCCUACGUGGCCCGUGUCUGUCUGGGUGACACCAACCUCUACUCUUACGUGGAGGUGCCCCUGGUUUGCCGCGGCCAGGGCCUCAUCCAGGCUGCCUUCCUUGCCCCGGGCACCCUGCUGGGAGCAUUUGCUGCUGGCUCAAGGGGGGCGAGGGCCGCCCUGUGUGCCUUUCCCUUGGCCCAGCUGGACGGGAGCAUGGAGGAGGCCCGGCGGCUCUGCUACACGACAGCUGGCAGGGGCCCCAGUGGCUCAGAGGAAGCCAUCGUCGAGUAUGGUGUGACAUCACGCUGUGUCACCCUACCCCCUGACUCCCCGGAGUCAUACCCCUGCGGUGAUGAGCACACCCCCAGCCCUAUUGCCGGCCGCCGCCCUCUGGAGGCUGAACCUCUACUGCUACUCAAGCAGCCCAUCAGCGCCGUGGCUGCCCUCCAGGUGGAUGGGCACAUGAUGGCCUUCCUGGGGGACACCCAGGGCCAGCUGCAUAAGGUCUUUCUCAGCAACUCCCAGGGCCAGGUGUACUACUCCCAGCAAGUGGGUCCCCCAGGCUCGGCCAUCAGUCCUGACCUGCUGGUGGACAGCAGUGGCAGCCACCUCUAUGUCCUGACUGCCCAGCAGGUGGAUCGGGUGCCCGUGGCAGCCUGCCCCCAGUUCCCUGACUGCACCAGCUGCCUGCAGGCCCGGGACCCACUCUGCGGCUGGUGUAUCCUUCAGGGCAGGUGUACCCGGAAGGGCCAGUGUGAGCGGGCAGCUCAGCCGAACCAGUGGCUGUGGAGCUAUGAAGAGGGGAGCCAUUGUCCACACAUCCAGGCCCUGCUGCCGGCCCAGCACCCCCGCCAGGAGCAGGGCCAGGUUACCCUCUCUGUCCCCCGGCUGCCUGCCCUGGCCCUGGACGAGUACUUCCACUGUGCCUUUGGAGACUAUGACAGCUUGGCUCACGUGGAAGGGCCCCAUGUGACCUGUGUCACCCCUCCCCAUGACCAGGUGCCACUUAACCCUCCAGGCACAGACCAUGUCACCCUGCUCCUGACCUUGAUGUUUGAGGAUGUGGUUGUGGCUGCUGCCAACUUCUCCUUCUAUGACUGCAGCGCUGUCCAGGCCUUGGACAUGGCCGCCCCGUGCCGCGCUUGCGUGGGCAGCCUAUGGCGGUGCCACUGGUGCCCCCAGAGCAGCCAGUGUGUGCUUGAGGAGCACUGCCCCGAUGGCGAGAGGACCAUCUACAGCGCCCAGGAGGUGGACGUCCAGGAGCGAGGCCCUGAGGCCUGCCCUCAGGUUGAGGGCCUGGCUGGUCCCCUGCUGGUGCCCGUGGGCUGGGAGAGUCGCUUGGUGCUGCGUGUGCGGAACCUUCACCAUUUUCGAGGCCUGCCUGCCUCCUACCACUGCUGGCUGGAGCUGCCGGGAGAGCUUCGGAGGCUGCCCGCCUCCCUGGAAGAGACUGCUGGGGAUGGGAGCCUUAUCUACUGCCAGGCCCAGCAGUUCCACCCCUCAACCUCCCAGCGGGAGCUCCGGGUGCCCAUCUAUGUCACCCGGGGCGAGACCCAGCGCCUGGACAACGCAGACCUUCUUCAUGUGACCCUGUAUGACUGCGCUGUGGGCCACCCCGACUGCAGCCACUGCCAGGCAGCCAACGGGAGCCUGGGCUGCCUGUGGUGCCGCCACAGCCAGCCAGCCUGUCGCUAUGGGCCCCUGUGCCCGCCCGGGGCUGCCCUGCAGCUCUGCCCUCGGCCUAGCAUUUUCUCGAUUGAGCCCCGGACUGGUCCCCCAGAGGGAGGCCUGGCCCUCACCAUCCUAGGCUCGAACCUGGGCCGGGACUUCGCCGAUGUGCGGGACGCUGUGAGGGUGGCUGGCCGGCCCUGCAGCGCUGACCCAGCUCUGUACCGGAUCUCUGCUCGAAUUGUGUGUGUGACGUCUCCCGCCCCCAACGGCACCGUGGGGCCAGUUCAAGUGGCCAUUAAGGGUCGGCCACCGGGCAUCUCCACCCAGCACUUCACUUACCAGGACCCGGUCCUACUGAGCCUGAGUCCCCUGUGGGGCCCCCAGGCAGGGGGCACCCAGCUCACCAUCCGUGGGCAGCACCUCCAGACAGGGGGCAACAUCAGUGCGUUCGUGGGAGGUCAGCCUUGUCCCAUCCGAGAGCCCGUGUGUCCUGAGACUAUCACGUGCCGCACCAUGCCCCAGGCAGCCCCAGGAAAAGCAAUCGUUCAAGUUGUCUUCGGCCAGGCCCAGCGCACGCUGCUGUCCAGCCCCUUCCUCUACACGGCCAACCCCCAGCUUCUGGCAGCGGAGCCCAGUGUCAGCUUCCGGGGGGGCGGGCGGCUGAUCCGUGUCAGGGGCUCAGGCCUGGACGUUGUGCGGCGGCCCCUGCUGUCGGUGUGGCUGGAGGCCGAGGGCCCGGAGGGGGUCACACUGGCCUGGCCUGAGCCCAGCCUGGCCCAGCCCCAGGACCCAGACCCAAGGCGGAGCUGUGGGGUCCCUGCUGCAGACCCCCAGGCUUGUGUCCGGCUUGAUGGGGGCUUGCUGCAGUGCUCCACGGUCUGCUCCAUCAACUCGUCCAGCCUCCUCCUGUGCCUGAGCCCCGCUGUGCCUGAUGGCGCCCGCCCACGCCGGGUCUUCUUCACCCUGGACAAUGUGCACGUGGACUUUGCCAGGGCCAGUGGGGGCCGGGCCUUCCUCUACCAGCCCAACCCCCGCCUGGCGCCCCUCAGCCGCGAUGGCCCCAUCCGCCCCUACCGUCUCAAGCCAGGCAACGUGCUCGAUGUGGAGGGUGAGGGCCUCAACCUGGGUAUCAGCAAGGAGGAGGUGCGUGUGCUCAUCGGAGACGGGGAGUGCCUGGUGAAAACGCUCACCCUCACCCACCUCUACUGUGAGCCACCCCUGCAGGCCCCGCAGCCCAGCAACAGCUCUGGCAGCCUGCCCCAGUUCGUGGUGCACAUGGGCAACGUGCGGCUGGCACUGGGCCCCGUGCAGUAUGAGGCAGAGCCUGCGCUGGCCACCUUCCCCGUGGAAGCCCAAGUGGGCCUGGGGCUGGGCGCCGCCCUGCUGACUGCUGCCGUGCUCCUGCUCACCCUCAUGUACAGGCACAAGAGCAAGCAGGCCUUGCGAGACUACCAGAAGGUGCUGGUGCAGCUGGAGAACCUGGAGAUCAGCGUGGGCGACCAGUGCCGCAAGGAGUUCACAGACCUGAUGACCGAGAUGACCGACCUCAGUAGCGACCUGGAGGCCAGCGGCAUCCCCUUCCUGGACUACCACACGUACGCGGAGCGCGUCUUCUUCCCCGGCCAUGGCGGCUGCCCGCUGCAGCCCUGGCCCAACGGGCCUGAGGAAGAGGCCCGCCACGCCACUGUGCGCCAGGGCCUCACGCAGCUCUCCCACCUGCUCAACAGCAGACUCUUCCUCCUCACACUCAUCCACACGCUGGAGGAGCAGCCCAGCUUCUCCCAGCGUGACCGCUGCCACGUGGCCUCCCUGCUGUCCCUUGCGCUGCAUGGCAAGCUGGAGUACCUGACCGACAUCCUGAAGACCCUGCUCGGCGACCUGGCCGCCCAUUAUGUGGACAAGAACCCCAAGCUCAUGCUGCGCAGGACGGAGAGCAUGGUGGAGAAGCUGCUCACUAACUGGCUGUCCAUCUGUCUAUACGCCUUCCUGAGGGAGGUGGCUGGAGAGCCGCUGUACAUGCUCUUUCGGGCCAUCAAGUACCAGGUGGACAAGGGCCCUGUGGACGCCGUGACGGGCAAGGCCAAGCGCACCCUGAACGACAGCCGCCUGCUGAGGGAGGACGUGGAGUUCCGGCCCCUGACGCUCAUGGUGCUGGCAGGCACCAGCAGGAUGGCAGGGACCAGCAGCGGGCAGUGUGUGCCAGCCCGGGUGCUCGACACCGACACUAUCACCCAGGUCAAGGAGAAGGUGUUGGACCAGGUCUACAAGGGCACCCCCUUCUCCCAGAGGCCCUCUGUGCACACCCUAGACCUCGAGUGGCGCUCAGGCAUGGCUGGUCACCUCACUCUGUCUGAUGAGGACCUGACCUCGGUGACCCAGAACCACUGGAAGAGACUCAACACCCUACAGCACUACAAGGUCCCGGAUGGAGCCACGGUGGGGCUCAUCCCCCAGCUGCACCACAUAGGCACCAUCACCCAGAGUCCAGUCCAGAGCUGCCCCUCUGGGGAGAACACACCCAUGCUCGAGGACAGUGAGGAGGGUGGACUCCGCCUCUGGCACCUGGUGAAGGCCACUGAGGAGCCAGAAGGGACCAAGCCUCGGCGGAGCAGCCUGCGGGAACGGGAGCGCGAGCGGGCCCGAGCCAAGGCCAUUCCGGAAAUCUACCUCACCCGCCUGCUCUCCAUGAAGGGCACACUGCAGAAGUUUGUGGACGACACGUUCCAGGCCAUCCUGAGCGUGAACCGCCCCGUGCCCAUCGCCGUCAGGUACUUGUUUGAUUUCCUGGACGAGCUGGCGGAGAAGCACGGCAUCGACGACCCUGACACGCUGCACAUCUGGAAGACCAACAGCCUGCUGCUGAGGUUCUGGGUGAACACCCUGAAGAACCCCCAGUUCAUCUUUGAUGUGCGGGUGUCAGACAAUGUGGAUGCCAUCCUUGCCGUCAUCGCCCAGACCUUCAUCGACUCCUGCACCGUCUCGGAGCACAAAGUGGGCCGGGAUUCCCCUGUGAACAAACUUCUCUAUGCUCGGGAGAUCCCUCGCUACAAGCAGAUGGUGGAGAAAUACUACACAGACAUUCGUGAGAGCUCCCCAGCCAGCUACCAGGAGAUGAACUCAGCUCUUGCUGAGCUCUCGGGGAGCUACACCUCUGCCCCUCACUGCCUGGAGGCACUGCAAGACCUCUACAAGCACAUCCACAGGUAUUACGACCAGAUCAUCAGCGCCCUGGAGGAAGAUCCCAUGGGCCAGAAGAUGCAGCUGGCCUGCCGCCUACAGCAGAUCGCCGCCCUGGUGGAGAACAAAGUGACUCACCUGUGAGCUCCGUGGGCCUGGGGAGCAGCCAGCAGGACCCCCGCGGCAGUGCCUUAUGACCCCUGGGUCUAGCCAGUGACUGAGGAGGGGCCAGCCGAGCACACAGGGUGGGUGGGGUGCACACCAGGGGCUGUGCCUGGCAGCACUGCCCCCAGCGUCUCUCCCACUUGGGCGUGUGUCUAAUUUAUAGCCGCCCACCUCUUCCCCGCCGACCUCUCCCGCCCACUGUAUUUAUUUGCUUGCUGGAGAAUCACAUCUGGAAAUAAAAUAGAAAUACAUCUUUCAAGACAAAGCCCAGCCUCCACCUCCCCCUACAAGUCAGCUCAGCCUUCCCAGGGGCUGCCUUCCCUGGUCUGCCUGAGGGAAAGAGAGGGAUGCAGGACCAAGUGUCUCCCUUUUUGGAUAACUACGGUCAAGGCCAAGCUCCCUCUGCUUCACCCUGACUCCCUG
This is a messenger RNA of Loxodonta africana (African savanna elephant), 6676 nucleotides long. It is a transcript of the gene PLXNB3, whose product is annotated as plexin B3. The record is from RefSeq and is a predicted model, not a curated record. Gene Ontology annotation, molecular function: semaphorin receptor activity; protein binding. Gene Ontology annotation, cellular component: plasma membrane; semaphorin receptor complex. NCBI's taxonomy places the organism in Eukaryota, Metazoa, Chordata, Mammalia, Proboscidea, Elephantidae. Gene Ontology annotation, biological process: regulation of cell migration; semaphorin-plexin signaling pathway involved in axon guidance. Bases 464 to 6232 code for a protein of 1922 amino acids. The transcript has 35 exons.